CGCGCACUUGCUUAUUAAGGAAGCAGAAAUAAUUUACGUGUUUCGUGUCCCAUUAUGAGCAAAACGCUGAGCGUCUGUAGUGAUAUAAGAAUAUAUAUAAAUAAAUAUUAAAGAGAAUUUUAAUAACAGCAUCAGGGUGUGAUCAGCUAUGGAGCUGAGUGAGUGUUCAGUUAGGGCCUUGCUGCGAGUGUUUGCCAAGGACUGCCUGGAGACACUGGUAUUCACGGAACAUGUAGAGCUGCAUGCCAAGAUGUGGGUCACUGUGGAUCACAUCAACAAGAUGGAAUAUGAGUUCAAACACUUAUUUGCACCGUGUGAUGUAGCAACCUACAUUGACUAUCAGCAUGUACAGGAGACUAUGACAGACCCAGUGGAGAUGGUUGCCUUGGAAACCAUGACAGACCCAGUACAGAUGGUCGAUGCAGAAUGCCAGACAGAGGUGGUCAAGACAGAAUUAGAUGGGUUUGCAGACACUGAGACAGACAUGAACUCCAUGAAAGAGGUCAAGGUUGAGGUCGUGUCUGAAGAUGAACACCUCGAAAGUGAGGAGGUUACCAAGGUGAUGCCUGCCUCUCCUGCAGAACGAGACACAACGGACAGGAAGAAAACUGACAGCGAGACUGUCUGCCUGCUUUGUCCUGCCAAGUUUAAGUCUGGGGACACAGAGCCAUUAGAGGAGCAUUUGAGGACCAGUCAUGAUGUCGGCAACCAGUAUAGCUGUCCAAUGUGCAAGCAAAUAUGUAUGUCAAAGGUCGCCCUUGCCGACCAUGUUACUCAAGCACAUUGUAAGAACGAGUCUUCAAAAGUGGCAAAGAUAAACGAGCCUUCCAAACUGGCAAAGAAAAACGAGCCUUCCACGUUGGCAAUGAGGAAGAUCCACGCUCAAAAGAAACAAGCACUCAGGGUAUCUGAUGGAAGUGAUACGGAUGAUGAUUAUUUGCUCAAAUCUAGUCUCCUGAUAAGAAUUAAUAAAAAAGGAAAGAAAAUUGUCAAACCCAAGGCGAAGAAGAAAAAUAUCAAGAAAAAACAGAAAGCCCCUAAGAAAGAAACAAUUGUUGUCCCUAAGAAAGAAAAAAUUGUUGUCCCUAAGAAAGAAAAAAAUGUUGUCCCUAAGAAAGAAAAAAAUGUUGCCCCUAAGAAAGAAAAAAAUGUUGAUGAUUUAGAAAAUGGGAUUGAAAUUAAAAAAGAAGGUGAAAUGAAAGAAGAUGAUGAAAAGGAAUCUAGGGUUAUGGCAGACCCAUUAUAUGUGCCUGAGCCGAAUUCAGAAAUCAAGGUGAAGUGCAUCGAAUGUGGUAAGCUGUACAAGUCAAAGCGCGCACUCCGUCGCCACUUUAACACGACGCACACAACCAAUUCUCACGUGUGCGAGAUUUGUGGACACAGCUUUAGGGGCAAAGAGUCCCUUUAUCACCACAAGAGAGGUAUCCAUGACAACGCUAAAGUUUACAAGUGCCCCGAGCCUGAUUGUGAUGCGUCUUUCAAUUUCAGCCACAGCCUGCGCCUGCAUAGGCUGAAGCACACAGGGGCUAGGCCUCACAUGUGCAACGUUUGUGGCAAGACAUACCUGACUGGGUAUCAUCUCAAGGUUCACAUGCAGGCUACCCACUCUGAGAAGAAAAUUUUCGCGUGUAAAAUGUGUGACAAGACAUUUUCGUAUUCUACCAGCCUAAAGAUGCAUGAGGCCACGCAUAAGCCUCAAGAUAGGGUUAAAUGUGACGCUUGUGAUAAAUCAUUUGUUAAUAAUCAGGCUUUGAAGUACCACGUUAUGUCAAAGCACACAGAGGCAGGGCAUUACCCGUGCGAGGAAUGCGGGAAGGUGUGCAAGUCAGAGCUGAUGUUGCGCACGCACAUGAGGCGUCAUAGCGUCGAUAAUGCACGCUUCAUGUGCGAUAUAUGUGGGCGCCAGUUUAUGUACAAGUCUGCGUUGGAGAUGCACAGGGCUGUUCAUAGAGAUGACAAGAACUAUAAGUGUAAGACGUGCGGCAAAUCCUUCAAGACCUACCCUACCCUGUACAGUCAUCAGUAUGUGCACAGGCAAGACUCACCAUUCACAUGCAGCACGUGUGGAAAAUCAUUCAAAACCAAAGAGCGGCUUAAAGCACAUGAAAAACGCCACACGGGUUUGAAGCCGUUUGAGUGUCAAAUUUGUCAACACUGCUUUCCGGAUAAUGGAGGUCUGUCAAAACAUCUUAGAACUGUGCACGCAAAGGUGAAGAAAUUUGUCUGUGAUAUUUGUGGGAAAGCCACAUCAAGGGCAGAUAACUUGAGAGUCCAUAUGAAAGUUCAUAUGAAAGGAACUGAUUAUACCCCGAAAAAAUCCAGAGAGUCGAGGCAUAAUACAGAUCCACAAAAUAAAGUUCCUGUACACAAUGCCUUUCCAGGUGACCAGGACAGCAAAGGGAGAAUGGAAAUCUUGUUUGACGAUGACUCUCAUUCCUCUAGCAACCACUACACAGCCCGGGACUAUGAACCUAACAUGCCCAAUUUCCCGACCCUGGACCCUGUCCAGAUUGCUUCAACCACCAACGAUCAGAGCAUGCCUCUGAACCUUCAUUACAACCAGGGAAACAGUGGCGGGCAUCUGGCGGCCCUAGGGGGCCUGCAGUCUCACAUCAUGGUGAACCGCUCCAUGCCGGCCACAUCCCAGGGGGGCCAGGGACACCACCAGGCACACAAUGCUGUGAUGGCAGUGCCGGGAAUCAAUCCAUCCCAGUUCAUGUAUCCCUGGCCUUACGUGUAUGGGCAUGCUGUGGCACCUGGCAUGGGGCCAAGUCAGCAGCAGCAGCAGCAACAGAGCAGCUCUAAUGGGUGGAUGACACCGGAGAAUACUUGAUGCCUUGCAGCUGUCUAAUAGACCUUUGCUAUCUAAUGGACAUAAUAGCUAUCUAAUGGAAAUUAUUGCUGUCUGAUGGGCCUUCUAGCUGUUUGAUGGGCCUUCUUACUGUCUAAUGGGUAGGUGACACCUGAGAACACCUCGUGCCUUCUUUCUGUAGGGACACAUCAGUGCUUAAUACCAACCCUGCCCCUGGAUUACAUGAUUGAAAAACAAAUAUGUAUACAGUAGUUUAUAUUUUGUAAAGGGGGCUUAAUGCAUGUUUAUAAAAUGUCAUCCCUGAUUAGGCAAAAGCCUCUUCAGACACUUUACGCACAUGCAUUAAGGCAAGUUACACAGAGCAAGGCUCAUAUAGACAUCUAUUGCUGGGUAUUUGUUACACAGAGCAAGGCUCAUAUAGACAUCUAUUGCUGGGUAUUUGUUACACAGAGCAAGGCUCAUAUAGACAUCUAUUGCUGGGUAUUUGUUACACAGAGCAAGGCUCAUAUAGAUAUCUAUUGCUGGGUAUUUGUUACACAGAGCAACGCUCAUAUAGGCAUCUAUUGCUGGGUAUUUGUUACACAGAGCGAGGCUCAUAUAGACAUCUAUUGCUGGGUAUUUGUUACACAGAGCAAGGCUCAUAUAGACAUCUAUUGCUGGGUAUUUGUUACACAGAGUAAGGCUCAUAUAGACAUCUUUUGCUGGGUAUUUGUUACACAGAGCAAGGCUCAUAUAGGCAUCUUUUACUGGGUAUUUGUUACACAGAGCAAGGCUCAUAUAGACAUCUAUUACUGGGUAUUUGUUACACAGAGCAAGGCUCAUAAAGGCACUUUUUACUGGGUAUUUGUUUCACAGAGCAAGGCUCAUAUGGACAUUUAUUGCUGGGUAUUUGGUACACAGAGCAAGGCUCAUAUAGACAUAUAUUGCUGGGUAUUUGUUGCACAGAGCUAGGCUAGCAUUUAUUGCUAGCUAUUUUUGUUAGAAACUUUUUGACAUUUGUUAGGGUAUUUUAUGAAGAAAUGUCUUGAUAUGUGUUAGGCCAUGUUGUUUAAUACAUAGGGAAAAUGGAAAAGUAAGCCCUUAAUAAAUGAUACAAUUCUAUAUAUUUUUUUCAGAAAGUACAGGUAGUUAAAGAUAUUCCAAUAUUUUAUAGUGAUGGAAAGACUAUUUGCAUAUUUAAUAAUCACAUUAUCAAAAGAAAAGCUGAAAAGCAUUAAUUCAUCAAUUUGGGUUACAGAAAUAAUGUCCUUAUUAAAGUAUUUUCCUUAAACAUCAACCUCAUUUCAUUUUUCACCAACGGUUACCAAAAAAAGUUAUAUAAAUGGUCCAUACUAAUUCUGUACCAAUUGAAACUGGUGUAAUAAGAAUAUGUAUUAUAAUUUAAUUAUUUUGUUUACAUUCAAGAGGAUUUGAAUGAUUUGUUUUUAAUGUUUUUUUGAACUUUUACCAGUUGAUAAUGAAUACAGAAAUUACUUAUCUUUUGUAUUCAAUUAUAAUUAUAUCUUAUUCAAAUCAUGGAUUUUUUAAUUCCUUUUUGAUAACUAUAAUUAUUGAAUGUUAUUGAAUGUUUCAGAAUUUUGACUAUUUGUUUGUUAAUUCUAAAUGUAUGUAUGUCAAGAAUAAUUAUUGUCUUAUUAAAAUCAUGGGCUGAUUCCUUUUUGACAAUUUAAUUUUUUUAAACAGUUUGUUAUUGUAAUAACUCCUGCACAAAACAGAAGUCUAUCUUGGCUAUGUCUGUGCAAGUUGAUCUUUUUGUUACUUUAUUCAAAUUACCACAUUGUGGUUUGUUUUUAGCUCGACUAUUCACUGAGCUUUAUGAGCUAUACUGCUCGCCAAACUGUAAGCGGCCGAGUUAUGCUCGUAUUAAGGUAAACUAAGGUUAACAUGCGACAGCUCCAUUUCAAUAUUUCUUCUACAGGUAUUCAAUUGAAAUUCCACAUUUUUUUGUCAGGAUCAUCAUGGUACGUCACUGACCAAUUGUCUCAUAAAAUGUCACAAGACCUGUUGGCAUGAUACUAUCCCCACUUUUUAUGCCUUGAAUAAGGGCAUAUAGUCUGUCCAUCUGUCUUUCCGUCACACUUAAGGUUUAGGUUUCAAAAAAUGCUCAUAACUUCUAUGUCACUUCAGAUGUAACCUUCAUAUUUGGUAUUCAUGUGUAU
This is a messenger RNA of Dreissena polymorpha, 4971 nucleotides long. Its product is annotated as zinc finger protein 37-like. The record is from RefSeq and is a predicted model, not a curated record. NCBI's taxonomy places the organism in Eukaryota, Metazoa, Mollusca, Bivalvia, Myida, Dreissenidae. The transcript has 4 exons. Gene Ontology annotation, molecular function: RNA polymerase II cis-regulatory region sequence-specific DNA binding; DNA-binding transcription factor activity, RNA polymerase II-specific. Bases 149 to 2833 code for a protein of 894 amino acids. Gene Ontology annotation, biological process: regulation of DNA-templated transcription.